AUGGGACGGAACAAUGAAGAUGAGUACGUCACGUACACGAUCGUGACGUGUCAAGAAAGCGCGACCGCACCAGCUGACUUCGCCAAGCUGAAAAUUAAACGCUUUCGCGGAGGAUCCGCGAAGGACUGGCUCCAAUGGAGCAUGAACGAAUCUUCCGAGAAAGGAUAUACGUUUGAAGACUUCUACCGUGAGGUCGGCUUACUCCUGGUUCCUGCGGACUACAGUGAAGACCUAGAUGAGGAGCUAUGGACCCUGACCAAGCGCCGAGACGAAACAGUUCAACGCUGCUCGGCACGUCUGCGAGAGCUUGCUCAAAUGUACGCCGAGUUGCCGUAG
Messenger RNA from Peronospora farinosa, 336 nucleotides. NCBI's taxonomy places the organism in Eukaryota, Oomycota, Peronosporomycetes, Peronosporales, Peronosporaceae. The record is from the annotation of a GenBank genome assembly.